Molecule: messenger RNA, 1170 nt
Organism: Symbiodinium natans
Lineage: Eukaryota; Dinophyceae; Suessiales; Symbiodiniaceae
Source: the annotation of a GenBank genome assembly
AUGGCAGCGUCCGAAGGGGCCAGGCGCCUUCGGCUUAACAUCUCCGCGCAGCUCGGUGACCAGAUCAUCUCCAAGUUCCUCAUCAUCGUGGAUGAUGAGUCAGGAGCCGAGGCACUUUACUCCAAGGUGCAGCAGGCCCUUGAGCGGAGCGGGCUGGACGUCGUGGUAGCUGAAGUUCGGAAUGGCAACCAGGCGCUGGUGCCGGUGGACGAGUUUCUCGGCGACAUCUUCCGGGACGGCGACGAGGUCUUAGUCCUUCUGCAAGCGGGCAGCGGACAGCGGCUGCAGUCAACGGUUCGCCCGACCUUGCGGCCUGCCGUUCCCCUGCCUGCCGCCGAUGCCGCUGGCGGCCUCAGGAGAGAUCUCGAUGGCCCUCCGCAGGAGGUGUCGCGCCUCAGCUGCCACGCGGCGCCGACCACGCAAAGUACCAGGCACGACUUCCCGGUCAUUGCCACCGUGGAGGAUCGUCGUGGCAGGACCAUGCCCGUCACCGCGCACGUGACCUUGCCACCCCAGGUGAUUGACGAUGAGUCGGAUGAUGAGUACUAUGCCGACGACGGAGUCUUAGCCCCUGCAGAAGAGGAGUAUCCGCCUCUGCCGCGCGCCCCUCCUUUCGCGCCACCAGGAGCAGAGGCGGUGCCCGGUCCGAGCGAAGAGUUCGAAGCGGAGCGCAUGCCGUACGAGACUGUACAGGUCGACCACCCCGUGGACCCGGUCCAGCUCACCUCAUACGACAACGACUGGCUCGUAGAGCAUCUGACGCCCAGGCUGCGGGACUUCAUCAUCUCCCGCUUUCAGCCUGACUUGAUUACGGAGCCCAAGUUCGUUGCCUCCAUAGGGAAGUACGUGGGCGCCAAGUAUCUGCAGACAUCGGGCAGCUUCAUCUCUGUAUUCAUGCGGCCCCAGACUAACCUCAGUUCGGAUCCGAACGUCACCAUGCCGGUCCAUUACAAUCUCCCGAAGUCGGAGAUCUUCGUGUUUCUGCGCCAGGCCGAAACGCACAUUGACGAGCUGGAGCAGCACCAGGAGUUGCUCCGCGCGUCCCUGCGGGCGCUGCGGGCGCUGCUCUCGGCCGCCUCCGGCGGCAUGUCGGAGACCGAUGCGGUGGACGUACUGCUGCCAAUGGACUACCACGCUUUCGCGGAGGCGAUGGCGUGUAUUUGGUGUUGA